GUCGCCCUGCUCAACUAACGGCCAGCAGUUGGUAAAUUACUCCUUGCCCCUAGCCCAAGCUAGGUACGACGUAGAGUUGCGCGCGCGCGUGUGUGUGGUGUGUGCUGUUACGUCUUUUAUCCACUUCGCCCGUGUGAAUGGAUUUGGCGGAGAACGCUUGGAGACAACGUGGCUCAAUAACGUGGUACCGGUAGUUUAUUUAUCGCUGGUGUUUGUGGAACAGUUUUCUUCUCUCGACCACAUUAUAUCGACGAUACUUGAAGGAUUAUAUCUGCAUUGCCAGACACGUGUCCGCAGGAAGGAGCUUCUUUCGUUGUUACAGGGUGUCGAAAAGUUCGAGGAAAAAGUAACUGCUUAAGGAAGUGGAUCAGCGGUUCUGAACGAGUCUGCGGAUAUAAAAACUGAGGACGAACGGGAAAACGUUGGACUUUAAGGAAUUCUCAACGGGAUUAAAGAGUUUCAACCAGUGACUUGUUGUUGAGAGGUUCGGCACCUUCAAGAGGAACCCGGGCACGAAUAUAACGCAGAUUCCAGUGCAGUCUGUACGAUUUUGAUUGUCCAAAGAAACCUUUGUGUACCCGGUGACGUCAAGAACUGGCCUACACCUGGACCAGGUCAAUACGGAGCACCGCGCCAAGUGAUUUCAAUGGAUUGUACAGAAAUAAGCUCUUUUAAAGAUUGACCACUGCAAAAAUGAAUGUUGUCACAAAAAGUGUUUACUGAAUACAAACCAGGAAUAUUUCACUCGCCACGUUUCUACAGUGCUCUGUAUGUACACAUUCCACUCAUAGCUACACGGCUUGGUGAAAGUGGUUCACGUUAACGGACACCUGGAGAUAUAGUUUGUCCUGCUAGUUAAAAGUCCUUCAUUAAUCAUUCAGGUGCUGCUUUUUAUUUUCCACUAAGCGUGUGCUGAGAACGUUUUGUUACCUCUUUCGGGAUUUACUGAUACCCCAAAUACUUACGUUUCGUUCGAUUAUUUCUUACAUAUUGUGAAUGCUAUCUGGUUUUCUUACUAUUGUUUCUAAUCGAGACGGUUUUGAUAAAGUAUACUUUUACUUGAUUCUUAUUAUUCUAAGCAGUUAUUGAUUCCCUUCGGUAUCUGGACGAAGUCCCGGAUAUGGUAUGAAUUCCCACCCCGUGCUUGCAACUUACUUGAUUUGUUCGUACAUUUGCUUGUGAAAAAGUCCCAGUUUGAAAGUCCAUGCAGUUUGGCAAUCUGUUUCACUUUGAUUACAUCCCAGAAGUUUUUCCUGUCUCGUGUUUAAACAGUUUGUAGCCUUGCCCUGUCGACAAACGAACCUUUUCUACUUUCUUUUCCUGUCGAAUGGUAAAUCAAGCGUGUAAAGGUCCAAACUGAACACCCGAUCUAGCCAGCUAUAGCGCUUACGUCACGGAGUAUUACACAUUUGACCUAUUUAUCACGUGGUCGUCAUCUCGACCAAUCACUGCGGCUGUGACAGACGAACAUGGCAAGCUUCUUCCGCCGGCGUCGAGGCUUCCUGAUCAAGCUUCUCAUCGCCGUCCCCUGCCUCUACCUCCUCUCCCUGUUCUUCAUCGGCAGUGGCAGCAGUGGGGAUAAGAAAUCCGCUCGCUCGAAUGAAGGCGCUGCCAACGUCUACGGCGGAAUAGCAAAAGGGGACGGUGGGGGGUUCCACAACGGGAAUGUGCGCCGAGACGACCGCAACCUGCAGGAACACGUGCCUGUGAGGAACCCGGAAGCCGAGAGGGGUGGCGCUGGUGGUGCUCUGAAGUUCGACGGUCGUCACCAGGACGAGGUGGACCAGGUACCCCAGGACGCUGGCCGCCACGUGCACGUGAUCAACGUGGAGGAGAAGCAGUCCCAGGGCGGGGUGGACAGGACGCAGGUGCGGGAACAGCAGGAAGCUGCAGACCACGAGGCUGACCUUGUGGAGCCCGAGCACGAUCCUAAUGCGCCUGGUGCAAGAGCAUGUCGUACCAUGACCGGCUGCCGGACACCAGUGUGGUCAUCUGCUUCCACAACGAGGCGUGGUCAGUGUUACUUCGCACAGUGCACAGCGUCAUAGACCGGACGCCCGCCCAUCUGCUCAAGGAGGUCAUUCUGGUGGACGAUUUCUCUGAUAUGGAUCAUCUAAAGAAGCCUUUGGAAGAUUAUGUGGCGAAACUGGGCAAAGUGAAGAUCACGCGUACACAGAAGAGAGAGGGCCUGAUCCGUGCCAGGCUGCUGGGCUUCUCCGUGGCCACGGCGGACGUUGUGACGUUCCUCGACUCCCACUGCGAGUGUACCAAAGGCUGGGUGGAGCCUCUCCUUGACCGUAUCGCUAUUGACGAGAAGAAUGUGGUGUGUCCUGUGAUUGAUGUCAUCGAGGACGACACACUCAAGUACCAGUACGGAAGUGCCAAGUCCACCAGCAUUGGCGGCUUUGACUGGAACAUGCAGUUCUCCUGGCACGCCAUUCCAGAGUAUGAAAGAAAGCGACGGGAGAGUGAUGUCAUGCCCAUCAGGUCACCCACUAUGGCCGGAGGGCUCUUUGCGAUCAGCCGUAAAUACUUUGAGACCCUUGGAACAUAUGACCCUGGCAUGGAUAUUUGGGGAGGGGAAAAUCUGGAGCUUUCUUUCAGGGUGUGGAUGUGUGGUGGUAUCUUAGAAAUCGUGCCUUGCUCUCACGUGGGUCACAUCUUCCGUAAGCGUUCACCCUACAAGUGGAGGACGGGUGUCAACGUUGUGAAGAAGAACUCCAUACGUCUCGCCGAAGUCUGGAUGGACGACUACAAAAACUAUUACUACGAGCGAUUCAAUUAUGAUUUGGGUGACUUUGGCGAUGUGAGCGAGCGGAAGGCUCUACGAAACAAACUAGGCUGUAAAUCGUUUGACUGGUAUGUGAAGAACGUCUACCCAGAUCUUUUUGUGCCUGGGGAGUCCAAGGCUUCUGGUGAUAUCCGCAGCAAGGCCAAACCAAUGUGCAUCGACAGCCCAGCCGACCACCACAACUACCACAAGCCUGUCAACAUGUGGCCUUGUCAUAACCAGGGAGGAAAUCAGUACUGGAUGCUGAGCAAACUUGGAGAGAUAAGAAGAGAUGACGGCUGCCUGGACUACUCCGGUGGCUCUGAUGUGAUUAUCUACCCUUGCCACGGACAGAAAGGAAACCAAGAAUGGGAGUACAGAGAGGACAACACUCUGCUGCACGUAAAUACACAGAAAUGUGCAGAGGUCUCCGUAGAUGGCAAGAAACUGACCAUGAAGUCAUGCACUGGAGUUGACCGUCAGAUCUGGGUGUGGAAAAGGAAAGCUCCUUCGGGUAUUGUACCUGAUGAGCACUAGCAUAGUCAUCCAGUCAUCAUGAUGUUUGGUUUGGGGGGGGGGG
This is a messenger RNA of Aplysia californica (California sea hare), 3350 nucleotides long. Its product is annotated as polypeptide N-acetylgalactosaminyltransferase 5. The record is from RefSeq and is a predicted model, not a curated record. NCBI's taxonomy places the organism in Eukaryota, Metazoa, Mollusca, Gastropoda, Aplysiida, Aplysiidae. Gene Ontology annotation, cellular component: Golgi apparatus.